CAUGGAUCGACUUUCACAUUGUUUUGAUUCUAAGCACAAAUACUUUUAGUGUUUUUUAGAAGAACAGUCCACUGCCCUAGUCUUUGUCGCCUUCAACCACCUUCGCUUCCUCCUACGUGCCCCAAGGUGCAUACCUACCUACCUCCUCUUUACAUGGAGGAUAUCUAGGCGUGUUCCAGAGGUCAGAUUGCACUAAAGCUAACCUACCUAACAUGCCUAACCAUCCAUAAGUACCUACCUACCUACCUAGGUAGGGUACCUUGGUAUUCUAGGUAGUGCUCCUUGCACCUACUGUUCGAACAACGGGAUCUAUUAUUACUCGGUCUAAUCACAUUCUCGACCCAGCUGGGGUUUAAAUCUUUAAUGAGUCAAUCUAGAUCACCACCGCCGCAAAGUGGCCGUUCUAGUAAUCAUGGAAUUGAAGAGUUAUCCACUUGCACGGAUGGCAAAGAUCAUCAGACACGCAAAGGCCACAGUACCUUCUCUUCACUUAAUCCCCAGGAAUAUGCUGAAAGAGUGCGCGAUCACUCGGAGACUUCUAUCAGCAAUUCGCUGUACUCCGGGCAGCACUUCGAUAACCUCGCUCGAUUCCUAUGGGAGCCUUACGAGUCAACCCAUCACGAAACCUUCACACACAGCUCCAUAGAACGGAAGACCCGUGACUUUGCGUGGCUGUAUGAGCUCCGGCCAGACCUUCCGGCAUCUGCAAGCAUACUCGCUCUUGGUUCUCGAAAUGGCAACCACCAUUCAACUUCGGAAGACAAUUGCCUGCUGAUCUUGAGAGGUUACCCAUCACCGCAAUGGCUCAACGAACUGGGAUCCCAGUACAACAUAGACCCGGAGUUUUAUCAUCGACACCUGUCCUUUCUAGUCCGUGGUGCUGAGAAGCAACAGAACAUGUCGUUCGUGUUGCCUUCCUCUCAGCGGACGAUUUUCCAAAUGCCCUUGAUAUCGGUUGGAACUCAGGCCAACGCCGACCACUCCAAUAUGCCCACAACACGCGCCAACGCUUCCGCCAAGAUGGACACAUAUCUGCAUAAUUUGCGAAUUGGACAUGGUUGGGAAUGUGGGAACUCGGUUGUGCGAGGAUUUACCGUUCACGACGAGCAGCUUUUUAGUGUCGAGCAAAAGGUUACAGUUUACGUAUCACGAAUCAAUAAGGCUUCCGAGAGAUGGAUCGCCGUUAUAUGGUUCGAUUGUGGAAGUGAUUUGAGCCAGAGCCCCGAAGGUCCAUGGUUUGAGUCGUCACGCUCUGGAUUCCACACUUAUUUUCACCCCACGAUUCUCUUUAAACCAAACAUACCAUUCAAGGACCAUCAAAUUCCUAGCCAACGCAUUGCCACCGCCCCGUCAAGAUCGAUUGCAAGAGAUUCGGUGCACCAAAGUGCCAACCUGCUGUCGACAUGUUACGGGAGAUCACUACAUCCUGCUACAAUAAGUCGGAACCCAGUCUACGCGCUGACCGAACUCUUCUCAUUUGUGUCCACGUCCGAGAUUACACUCCUGAAUGUCAUCUCUGCAAGACUCGACGACACGGAUACGGACUUGCUCGAUAUGGACCCAAUGGCAAUUUCCCGCGCUCAAACCAAACUGCUGCACUACCGCAGAGUUCUAGAAGCGCAAUCGCAUAAAAUGUCCGAAGUUCUGGCUUUCAUCAAAAACCGGGACCAGCUGGAAUGGCCACAAAGCCAAACGACCAAGGCUUUGAAUGCGUUAGCGCGCACCGAACAGGAUUUUGAGUACCUGGUUGCCCGGAACGUCUUGUUGCAGAAGCGAUGCGAGGGAGCCUUGACAACAAUCAUGAAUAAUGCGAACAUUUUAGAAGCCAGAAGUGGAAUCGCCCUAUCUGGUAGGGUCUUCAAACUAACCCUUCUGGCGUCUACAUAUGUUCCAUUGUCAUUUUCAACUUCCAUUUUCGGCAUGAACUUCUUGCAAUUUGAAGAAGAAAAGAAGGGUUAUUGGGUCUGGACACUGGUUGCUGUGCCUAUGUUGCUCCUUUCCAUUCUUAUUCUCCUUUGGGAUAGUGGCAAGAUAAGGCGAGGACUUGACAAGAUUCGCCCCAUGGCCUUAGAACGCUAGAUAAUGUGGCUGAGAUGCUCAGAGGUCGAACGCCAGAGUUGUGGCUCAAAGCUAGGGUAGGUAUGGUGCCUACCUACUAUAUAAACUUUGUUAAUUGAGUGAGUGGGUGGCUGGCAUAAGUCAAGAAGUCGAGCUAACAAGCACCACCCGAAAAAGAAACAGCCAAAAGAAUUUAACCUGGGCUCUGUUAAUUAAUAUAGAGCGCUUAGAAAGUCAAAAGAAAAGAUUGUACUAAAUCC
Molecule: messenger RNA, 2318 nt
Organism: Lasiosphaeria miniovina
Lineage: Eukaryota; Fungi; Ascomycota; Sordariomycetes; Sordariales; Lasiosphaeriaceae
Exons: 3
Coding region: 364-2079 (571 amino acids)
Biological process (GO): transmembrane transport; metal ion transport
Cellular component (GO): membrane
Molecular function (GO): metal ion transmembrane transporter activity
Source: RefSeq, a predicted model, not a curated record